Synchiropus splendidus (mandarinfish) is the source of this 3771-nucleotide messenger RNA. Its product is annotated as zinc finger protein ZIC 4-like. The coding region runs from base 193 to 1311 and encodes 372 amino acids. The transcript is spliced from 2 exons. The record is from RefSeq and is a predicted model, not a curated record. Lineage: Eukaryota; Metazoa; Chordata; Actinopteri; Syngnathiformes; Callionymidae. Gene Ontology annotation, cellular component: nucleus. Gene Ontology annotation, biological process: regulation of transcription by RNA polymerase II; central nervous system development. Gene Ontology annotation, molecular function: RNA polymerase II cis-regulatory region sequence-specific DNA binding; DNA-binding transcription factor activity, RNA polymerase II-specific.
UCGCCUCCAUUGACUCCGUCAGCAGCAGCAGCAGCAUGGAGGCUCCGAGCCGCGACAUCUAACACCGAGCAGCGGGAGGUGGCGGCCACCAGGACAGCGGGGGACAGCGCUCCGGAGGGAUCGGCCACCGAGAGGGCCAAAGUGCGGUUGGUGUUCGGCGGCAGGAGCGGGGGGAAGCCCGCCGCGCUGAGCAUGAAGCGGACGGCCGCGGCGUCCAGGCACAAUGGCCUCGUCUCCCCGCUGGGGAACAACAACUCCGGGGCUUCCAGCAUCGUCUCGCCGCCGCCGCCGCACGGAGCCUCCCCGGACAUCGGAGCCGCCGGGGCGACGGAAGGCCUGCUGGAUUUCUCCACAGGCCCGGGCAUCAAGAGCGAACUGGUGUGCAAGUGGGUCGAGCGAAGUUCGCCCCGAGCUCGGCCGGGCCGGACCGUCUGCGAGCAAACUUUCGGCUCCAUGCACGAGCUGGUGGAGCACGUCACCAGCGAGCACGUCGCGGCGGGACUGGAGAGCCUGAGUCACGUCUGCAUGUGGGACGCGUGUCUGCGCGGAGGGAAGGCGUUCAAAGCCAAAUACAAACUCAUCAACCACAUCCGCGUGCACACCGGGGAGAAGCCCUUCUCCUGCGCCUUCCCCAACUGCGGCAAGAUGUUCGCCCGCUCCGAGAACCUCAAGAUCCACACGCGCACGCACACGGGGGAGAAGCCGUUCCAGUGCGACUUCUGCGAGCGGCGUUUCGCCAACAGCAGCGACAGGAAGAAGCACUCGCAGGUGCACACGGCGUCCAAGCCCUACGACUGCAAGGCGCUGGGGUGCACCAAGUCCUACACCCACCCCAGCUCCCUGCGCAAGCACAUGAAGAUCCACGUCAAGUCCUCGCCUACCUCCGAGCCCGCCGACAUGUACGACUCCCCGCCGCAUCAGCACCAGGCCCCGCACCCGGCGCUCCUGGAGCCUCUGGAUCUCAAGAUGAGCCGCAUGGCGCCCGCCUUCACGUCUCGGACCGGCAAGUUCCCGCUGCUGGACCUGAAGGCGGCCGGCGAGGCCGACCACAAGCUGCUGCUGCGGAGCGCCUCCCCGGCCACCAUGCCGCUGGACCUCUCCCUGUCGGGCCUGAAGAGCCAGCUGGCCCAGCAGCAGCAGAGCAGCCGAGCCGCGCGGCGCAGUCAGCGCUGCGUCAACCCGGCGUUGCCUCACCUGUCGAACAUUAAGGAGUGGUACGUCUGCACCAGGACUGCGGCGCCCGACUUCCCCCUGCUCCACCACGACCACAUCAAAUCAGAACCCAGUGACGAUGAGGAGUACGGCACGUAGGAGCCGCUGCACGGCGGCCCGGCCGCGGGUCCAUCUGAUCCCGGCCAGAACAGGCGUUGUUGGUCCGACUCAUGCUGGAGAAGUGACCUCAGACUCCAUACCGAGCAGCAGAACUGUGAUCAGACCGGUUCUGUCCCAGUUCAGACGGUGUUGGUGCACUAAUCUCAACUAACACCAGGAAACCCAUCGCAGGACCAGAACCAGUUCCAGAAUCAAGGGCUCAUUGAAACCAGGUCCAAACCAGCAGGUUCCACCUUCCAUGUGGUUUGUAGACAAACACAAGACCACUGAGCGACCCCUGGUGUCUGGCUGCAGUAAUAUGGUCCGCCCCCUCUCACGGAGGGUCAUAGGUCAAAGUUAGGAGAAACAGGAAGUGCCUGUGUUGAGGCGUGGCUCCAGAUGUGAAUGUAAACGGAUACAUUCAGGACCGGUUCUUAGAUCGGGUCGGAGCUGAUCUGUGAGCGGAUCUUUCUCAACCUCUCCUCCGGAUUUGCAUCAAACGGUCGGGAAAGACAUGAUGACCAGCUGCUCAGUUAGGAUGGCCCCGGAGUCAGUACCAUUGUACUAUGUCAGAGUAGUAGAGGAAAGUUCUGAUGAGCAUCGAGUUGUUUCAGUAAAGUUGAAAAACAUUAAGCAGCAAAAAAAGCUACACAUCAGAGCUUCUUUCUCUGCGCUGGUCAUAAUGUUUUGGCUGGUCUCCGUGGACUUAAUAUCGAAGUCAGAAAAUGUCUUCCUAAGGUCCGCUCACAUGAUCCAGUGCAGAGGACGUGUGAAAAUGACGAGCAGCUACUUUGUGUUGGUUUGUCGUCACUCGGUCAAGUUUGUGUUUCACUGCCAGCAGGUCUUCUGUUUCCUGAUGUAAACACACGCACACGCUCGUUCUCCAGUGUUCAUACUGUAUUUCUGUGCGUGGAUCGACUCUUGUGUUGUCUCGGAGCCCGACAUGAGUAAAAAUCCAAUCAAAAGAGACUCAGGAAUGUGCUGUGACUCGUCUCCAUGGUAACCUUGGUGACGCCAUACGAACAUCACCAGACCGCGUGUUUACCUCGUCACUUCAAAUAUGAAACACAUGUCGCCAUUGAAUAGUGGGUGUUCGGACGCUGAAGUUGACUGAGCUCCAGCAGGGGGCGCUGUGACCCCCACCCCACCCCCUUCACCGCGUCACACUGCCACACUUUAUUUCGCUGAGGUUUUUGUGUUUAAGUGAUAUAGAUAAUUUUCCAGGUUCACGGACGGUCGUCCGGUGCGAGAACCUGCAGGUACAGUCGCCCACCGAUGACGCCAUACCGUGCUGUGUUGUCCCGGGAUUUUUUUUUUUACUUUUUAAUGUGACAUGAAAUGAAAGAAAUUAAAAUUGGAAGUGACAUGUUGAACGGAUUUUCACUAUGCACGGAACACCUGUAAAAUGAGAAGGACGAACUUGAGUAUGACGUGCUCCUACCGCAGAGGACGAUUUAUCGUUGCAGAAAAAUCGACCUUCUCUUCUGAAAAGACGUUUAUGCGCCUAUGACGUUUAUUUUUAAACAGAUUAAAACAGCGCGUUGGUGUUUGAGAUUUUCCCAGAUUGUGGUGUUACACGGAUAUUGAAGCGGGUUUUUCUGCAACGUUCCUUAUUGCGCCGCAAAUGCGUCACAUGAACAAUGUUCGUCUGUUUGUUAAUGUCAACGCUUUAUGUGCGGAAAACCCGCCCUAGAAACGCUCAUUUGAAGUUUCAAUUCAUCGCAAAGCAAAUGAAUCCCCGCGCGACACGGCACGGUGUGACGUCAUCAGCAGGCGGCAGCAGCCGGUCGCUCUUGUUCUGAUCGUCACUCAGCAUCUUGUAUUAAACCGCAGCAGGAGAACUAACUCUGGUCCGUGCAAGUCUUUGUGCUGAAGCACGGCGGGUGGAGCGAUGAGCUGGAUCCAGGUGUUCUGUUUGUCAAGUAGCCUCAGGUGGAACGCUCAUGUUGGUGUGGAGUAGCCAGAGGAGACCACGUGUCACUGCCAUCAGGGAAUCAGACAGUCACGGGAAGCUUCCUCCUCGUGGCUGACGUCAGCUGUUGACGCUUGCAGAAGAGAAGUCAAGGAACAAACGUUGCAGGAAAAAAAAAAAAAAAAAAAGCUUGAAUAAACAAAAUGCAUUUUCCAUCAAAAAGCGAGUGUUUCUGUUGGUGUGGUGUCGCCAGCCUUGUUGGUUGUGAGCAGGGAUGAGUGAGUCCAUGCUAGAAAAAGAAUUUUAUUGAGGCAUGAACACGAGCAGAAGAAGGUCAUGUGACCGUCGAUGAAUGUUUUCUGGAGUCAGCUCAGUCAAACAUUUGGAGCACAUUCAUUCAGAAGUGGUUGACAGUCACAUGACUUCAUAUCGGUCGAAGACAGAAGGCAGCGUGUUCUGUACAGUCCAGUGAGAGAGGCGCCGCCACAUCAUCCCACUCAGCAAAACUAAUGAGCUACAAACACCAGAGGGAGGACGACGGCAGUGGU